CAUAUCGGCUAGCCAGCAUCAUUUGGAAUUGUAUGUUGUAAAGUUUCUCUCUCAAUUUUUCAACUUUUUCAGUGGAAUAAACAUAAUUUUGUGCUUCCAAAGUGUGCCAAAUGUGACCAUUGGAUGCUUAUCUAUCUGCUGAUUAACAGUUUAACGUCAUCCAGGAGAGGUGGAUCCAGUAGUAGUGGUGGGAACAUUGUAAAAUCCAUAGAAUCGUAUUAAAGAACAUUAAUAUUUAGCUUCCUCCUUGAUUAUGUGAGGACUGUUAGAGAUACAGCAUAAAGCAUAAAAAAAAAGAAAAGAAAGAGAGAAUUCUCUAAAGGGGCCACAUGGAAGAAAAAUAAUGUGAGAAGAAGCCUCCGAAGAAAAGAGAAAUGUGAUAUUUUGGACAAAAUUUCGGGAAGCACGAGUGAAUUCGCAAGUCCCGGAGGGAGAUAAAAAAUCCGCAGAGUGCGUGAUGCAAAGAGUGGAGAUAGAGAGUGCUAUGGCUGCCACACAAAAUGGCAGCAAGAGCAACAGCGGCAGUGGUGGCACAAGAGAAUUCGUGGAGGGAUGGACGCUGGCACAGACUCUCGGUGAAGGAGCAUAUGGAGAGGUGAAAUUACUAAUAAAUCACCAAACGGGUGAAGCUGUGGCAAUGAAGAUGGUCAAUCUCGAGAAGCAUCCCGAUGCGUCUGUGUCUGUUAAGAAAGAAGUGUGUAUUCAGAAGAUUCUACAGCAUUCCAAUAUACUUAGGUAUUAUGGAAAAAGGACACAAGGAUCGAUAGAAUACAUCUUUCUCGAAUAUGCUGCAGGAGGUGAAUUAUUUGAUCGAAUUGAACCCGAUGUUGGAAUGCCACAAAGUGAGGCACAGAGAUAUUUUAUGCAACUCAUGUCCGGUGUAAAAUAUCUCCAUGACCGUGGUGUGGCUCAUCGUGAUCUAAAACCUGAGAAUAUCCUUCUUGAUGACAGAGAUAACAUUAAAAUAUCUGACUUUGGUAUGGCCACCAUGUUUAGAAUGAAGGGAAGGGAGAGAUUGCUGGACAAGAGAUGUGGAACACUCCCUUAUGUGGCGCCUGAAGUUCUCGUGCAACCAUAUUCUGCAACUCCAGCCGACAUUUGGUCCUGUGGCAUCAUCCUUGUUACACUAUUGGCAGGAGAAUUACCAUGGGAUAAACCAACCACAUCGUGCAAGGAUUUCCUUAUGUGGAAGGAAAACACGACGUGGACGUCGAUUACCCCCUGGAAGAAGCUGACAACACUCCAGUUGUCGCUUCUAAGGAAAAUCCUUGCAAUCCAGCCGAGUGAGAGGUUAACAAUUCAACAAAUACUGGAUCAUAAGUGGUGCAAUCUGAGAUUCAGUUCAACAGAUGCACCCCUUGUGGAUGACACACUGCAGCAGCAGAGGAAGCGAUUGCGGUCGAAUUUGGAUAUAUCAAAUGGUCGUGAGGUUUGUGCGAAGAUUUAUUUGACGCAACCAAGUGAAGGUUCGACGGAUGUCACAGACGCCGUGGGUAGUGUUGAGACGAAGAACAGCGGCUUCUGCUUCUCACAGCCAGCUCUCUUGGAUGACCUUAUUCUGUGCAGUCAAAUGAAUCCAACGCAGGGCACUCAGUCGAGUCAAAAUAUAAUGCAGCGUCUCGUGAAGCGUAUGACGAGAUUCUUUGUGGUCACACGGUGCGAUGAGACCAUCAAGAGGGUAUCCGCGGUGAUUGAAAAGCUCGGCUAUUCGUGGAAAAUUGGCGAGGGUGGCUCAAUGACGGUAUCCACGGUGGACAGGAGGAAGCUUCAGCUAAUUUUCAAGGUUACCCUCAUUGAGAUGGAUGGGCGCCUCCUUGUGGACUUCCGCCUAUCCAAAGGCUGCGGCCUGGAGUUCAAGAAGAGUUUCAUCAAAAUCAAAAACAGCCUUAAAGACAUUCUCGAUAAACAGUAAGAAGCAACACCCACUCUUAUGGACAAAAUCUCCAGAACACGCAAAUCACACGGGAGCGAUGACCUUACAAGGUUACUCCCGGUCAACUACUCUCAAGUACUAGAAGAGAGUGAUGUCGUCAUCCGCACCAAUGGCUAAAGAGUCUGUCCGUAAAUGACUCAUUGACCAAAAUAUCUGAUUGAAGAUAUUUAAUUAUUAUUUUUUUUCUGACUUUCAAUGAAUCUCACUCCAUUGAUGAAGAAUUUAAUGUAAAGUGUUAAUUUUUCUUCUUAUUUAACUGUUCCUGAAUUUAUUUUAGCUUCAAAAGUUGUGUAAGUUUUUUUUAUAAUCUUGAAUCUCUGAAUUUACAUUUUUUUUCUCUAGAAUUUUAUCAAAAUGAACAUAAAAGAUAAAAUUUUUUUAGAAUGUAAAUAAUUUUGUGCCAUUUCUUUGUGAAUUAGAUCUAUGUAAAAUUAAAAAUUGUAAUUCUUUGUUUGAAACAAUAAAUUGUUAUUCUAUUGAAUAAA
Molecule: messenger RNA, 2418 nt
Organism: Lutzomyia longipalpis
Lineage: Eukaryota; Metazoa; Arthropoda; Insecta; Diptera; Psychodidae
Gene: grp
Product: serine/threonine-protein kinase grp
Exons: 7
Coding region: 458-1912 (484 amino acids)
Biological process (GO): DNA damage checkpoint signaling; protein phosphorylation; microtubule cytoskeleton organization
Cellular component (GO): cytoplasm
Molecular function (GO): protein serine/threonine kinase activity; tau-protein kinase activity; ATP binding
Source: RefSeq, a predicted model, not a curated record